This is a messenger RNA of Drechmeria coniospora, 1158 nucleotides long. Its product is annotated as mitochondrial carrier protein RIM2. Bases 1 to 1158 code for a protein of 385 amino acids. Gene Ontology annotation, biological process: pyrimidine nucleotide import into mitochondrion. NCBI's taxonomy places the organism in Eukaryota, Fungi, Ascomycota, Sordariomycetes, Hypocreales, Ophiocordycipitaceae. The transcript has 3 exons. Gene Ontology annotation, cellular component: mitochondrion. Gene Ontology annotation, molecular function: pyrimidine nucleotide transmembrane transporter activity. The record is from RefSeq and is a predicted model, not a curated record.
AUGGUGCAGCAACCCGCGCGGGCGGCGACUUCUCUCUUCAACGGCGGUGGCGACUGUGACAAGAUGACGGGGCAUUACGCGCUUGUGUACGUCCCUAAAGAGGAUACGGUGCCCAUGGAGUCCGGCAAGACGGGCGACGUCGUGCCCCAAAGUGCACCCGACAGCCACGGUCAGGGCCUAGUCAAGGCGCUGCCGUUUGCGAAAUCCGUCGGCGGCAUGACGGCGGCGACGGUCACGGCACCGCUCGACGUCCUCAAGACGAGGCUUCAGUCCGACAUCUACCAGGCCCAGCUGCGAGCCAACGCCAAGGCCGUCGGGCCCCUGAACCCCAUGCGGGCGGCCGUCUACCAUCUCACCGACACCCUGCGGAUCCUCGGGGCCGUGUACCGGACCGAGGGCGCCCGCGCUCUGUUCAAAGGCCUCGGCCCCAACCUCGGCGGCGUCGUGCCCGCCCGCAGCAUCAACUUCUACGUCUACGGCAACGGCAAGCGCCUGAUAUCCGAGCACUGGAACGGCGGCAACGAGGCGCCCUGGGUCCACAUGAUGGCCGGUAUGGCGGCCGGUAUCGUGACGUCGACGGUGACGAACCCCAUCUGGAUGGUCAAGACCCGGCUGCAGCUCGACAGAAACGUAUCGGAGGGCGGCGCCGGGGUCAUGCACCGACGGUACCGUAACAGCUACGACUGCCUGAAGCAGAUUACGGUCCACGAGGGCGUCCGGAGCCUGUACAGGGGCAUGACCGCGAGCUACCUCGGCGUCGCCGAGUCGGCGAUGCAGUGGAUGCUGUACGAGCAUCUGAAGGCCGCGCUCGUCCGCCGCGAGGAGGGGAUACUGCGCAGCGGCCGAGAGAAGACUUUGUGGGACAAGUCCGUCGACUGGACUGGCAAGGUUGGCGCCGCGGGCGGUGCCAAGCUCGUCGCCGCCAUCCUCGCCUACCCACACGAGGUCGCCCGCACGCGCCUCCGACAAGCACCGAUGGACAACGGCCGACCCAAGUACAGCGGCCUGGUGCAGUGCUUCCAGCUCAUCUGGAAGGAAGGAGGCCUCAUGGGCCUCUACGGCGGCCUCACGCCGCACCUGAUGCGGACGGUGCCUAGCGCGGCCAUCAUGUUCGGCAUGUACGAGGGCAUCCUGCGACUGUUCAACACGCCGGCCUAG